ACCUUUUUCCAGUACAGUUCGAUGGCGGAAAAAAUCCCUUUUGAAAAAGACGCACGUUAGUUUGGCGUUGUGUGUUUUGGACAAUGAACGAAGCAGCGAUCGCAUAGCAGCCAAACAACCCACCACACACAGUGAUUCUACCCCGUUUACUUAAAGCGUACAAGAAAUUGUGAUACCGACAGUGACUGCUUUAUAUAUAUAUAUAUAUAUAUAUAUAUAUAGUAAUUAUUAUGUUCCGUACGAAGAAAGAAGUGGACCGGCACGCGGCCGAUCUGUUGAGGAGGACCCGGGACGAUAAGGAGAGAAAUGGUAAAGGUUACCAAAUCGCUAAACUAUACCAGCAAGUUGGAGAAUAUGAAAUUGCUCGCAGGUACCUUACUGCAUUCCUCACUGUCCAAGAUGCUGUACCCCAGGCACAUAAACUCAUGGGACAAAUUUCCGAAAGCCUCAAAGAUUACAGAAGAGCUAUUGUUUCCUAUGAAAAGUGUUUGCAGUUAAAUGAAAACCAGAAGGAUGUUGUACUUAAAGUCUGUGAACUUCUGCUGCGGAUCAAGGUUGAUAAAGAAACAGUCAAGUAUUGGAUUGAAAAAGCUGAAAGUGUUGUCCAAGGCAGUGAAGUGGUAUUUCAUUUGAAGGAAAAGCUCAUUGAUUCCGAAAGUGAUGGCAACCCAACUGAGAUGGAGAACUUCUUCAAGAGUGAACUUGUUAAGAAACCCGGGAAUGUACAUAUCCGUAUUAAACUACUCAAGUUGUAUGUGGACAGCAAACGGAUCGACACUGCAAUUGCCCAUGCUGUAUCUGUGGACUCUCUCUACAUCUUUGACUUCAACGUUGAUUGGUAUGACUACCUUGUUGAGUUUUAUUCACUUCCAUAUGUCUGCAGCCACAUGGAACACCACCCAACAGACAUCAAUGUCUACACACACAAGAUAUUUGCCCACUGCAAACAGCUACUGCUGUGGUUGCCAGCAAAAGAUGUUUCUGAUAUUACAGAGGCUCUACAUGCGUUUGACCAGCUGCUGUUGAAUGUUGCCAGUUUACAAUUCCACCAACCACAAUGGGCAGCAUUUUUGUCAGAAAUGCAAGGAUAUUUCUUCUUUUUCUGUGGCUGUUUGUUAUUUAAGAGAUCUCUUAAGGGUCAAUCAACUUGGAAAGAAAUUGAAGGUGCUGCAACUUUGUGCUACCUGGCCAGCGUAAGCUACCGUCCUAUCGAUAAACACUCUGACUUGUACCUGCAAGGGGACUUGACAAACAGGCUGUUUGUGAAGUACCUGCAUAAGAUGGGCUGUUACCGGUUAUCACAAGUUGGCCAUGUACUGUGUGAUGUUGUUAAGAAGCACUCUUCCAACUGGAUCUAUGACCUCACGGUGCGCUGCAGCACGCCCCAAUGCAAGGAGCAGUUGUAUGACUUGGUCUUCACAUUCCGUGACAUGCGCAGGGGACGGGGCAAGUCUUUCCUGCUGUCCGAAAACGCUUUCAACAAUGUCACUUCAACUAUUCCUACAAAGUCAGAUCUUGCAGAAUAUGAUCAAGUCUCUGUCCUUCUUAACUCCACUGAUCUCAACAGCAUCAUCUGGUUGUGUCUCCACUAUUACAAUGCAGCCAAGGACGAAGCUCAGCCGAACUAUAACUUUUCCCUGUUUGACAAUCUACCCUACUCCAGUAGCUCCUUGUCCAGUGGAUUAAACCUGGGUGUCGAAUCACUUUGUCAGCUUGAUACUGAGGUGUUCCUCAUCGCUGUUGUAUAUUCUGCUGGUCGGCUACUGCAGCAGGUGCGACAGGAACCAUCCCGACCCCAGCUGUUACCAAAGGUUUUAUGUCGGCAGUUUUGUACACCGGAGCAAGCUGAAUGGUGGCAGCUGGCUUGUAAAUUCAGAGAGAAGCUUGAACUGUGA
Molecule: messenger RNA, 1895 nt
Organism: Octopus sinensis (East Asian common octopus)
Lineage: Eukaryota; Metazoa; Mollusca; Cephalopoda; Octopoda; Octopodidae
Product: RANBP2-like and GRIP domain-containing protein 8
Exons: 15
Coding region: 231-1895 (554 amino acids)
Molecular function (GO): protein binding
Source: RefSeq, a predicted model, not a curated record